Molecule: messenger RNA, 969 nt
Organism: Panicum hallii
Lineage: Eukaryota; Viridiplantae; Streptophyta; Magnoliopsida; Poales; Poaceae
Exons: 5
Coding region: 44-916 (290 amino acids)
Source: RefSeq, a predicted model, not a curated record
UUGGCAGGAUUUCGUUCCAUCAGUUUCAACAACUUGCCAUUGUAUGUCCGGUUCAGUGUCAACUGAGCAAUCGUGUGUAGAUGUAACGCCACUCUCAGCUCGAAGCCCCAGUCUGUUUCAGUUGAACACCCGGUCGAAAAGAAGCUCACCUGCAAGGGUUAAGGAAAACACCCAGUCGGAAUCAUGUGGAAGCUCACCUGCAAGUGGAUCGAAGGAGCUGGUGUAUGAAAUGUUUCCAACUGAUCCGAUGGACACGCGAAGAAGAAUCCUUCUUGCUUUGCAUAACAUAAAGUUUGCGGAUCGUAAGGAUCAGUGGAGAGCUACUAAUCCUGAUGUACUGGAAAGAGUUGAACGAACUCUACGAGUUGUGGAUUGCAACUUGACUAUCGAUGAUAUAAAAGAACAAAUUACUGCAUUGGAAAAUGAUGUCAAACUCCAUUUGGCGGGUGAUCACUGUAUUUCAGAGGAUUGGGUCACAUAUAUUGCAGUGUUCGACUAUGUUACGCCUGACUAUGUCGUCGAGACCCCGCCGGCACAACAUGUAGACAAUGAUAAUGUAGCCGAUGAGCCUAAUCCCAGAAAGAAGAUGAAGAUGAAGAUGACAUGGAACGCAGAGUCCACCAGCAGUGGCAAGUCAGAUUCAAGCAUUGGUGAACGUUUUACAAACCUGAUGGAAGAUAAAGAAAUUGCCGCAGAACUCUUCAAGGGUCGACUGAGUAUGGAAAAUUGUUGUGACAAAGCUAUGAGGUGUGGUUUCGAAGGCAAAGAACUUCGUUCUGUUAUAAAUUUAUGCAGGUUAAAUUGGGAGCAUCGUCAGAUAUUUAUGAAACUUAAAGAUUCUGAAGCAAAGGACUAUGCCUUAGAAGCUAUUUACGGGUUUGUCCCGCCGCCACCGCCUCCGCCGCCGACCCAGUGAGUUGUAUGAACGUUUCCGAACUUGUAUGGACUGUAUAUGUUCAUUUAUGCUGG